Aphanomyces astaci is the source of this 1051-nucleotide messenger RNA. RefSeq lists its product as hypothetical. The transcript is spliced from 2 exons. Lineage: Eukaryota; Oomycota; Saprolegniomycetes; Saprolegniales; Verrucalvaceae. The record is from RefSeq and is a predicted model, not a curated record. The coding region runs from base 28 to 945 and encodes 305 amino acids.
AUUCGUCCCAUUUCCAAGCGCAAUACGAUGCAGAAUCCGCGACGAUCGGUGCCGAUCGAUGAAGUAUUCGUAUCCCGCGCUCCGUCGAACGCGCCGGCGUCCACCUCCGAAGGCGCGAUCGUGCUGUCGCUCGUGAAGCAAGCAGCAGCUUCUCCCCGCGUACGCAUGCUCACGUUGUUUUGGCUCAUUGGGGUGUUUGCGAUGCUGUGGGCACCUGCGCCAAUUCACGUCACGGACGAGAUGAAGCAAGUGUACGAAGCCAAGGUGGUGGAUGCAGCGCACAUUGAGAACUACCAGGAGACGUAUGCGGCGUACGUGGACGCAGAAGAAGCGGUCGCCGACGCCCAGGUAUGGUUUUGGCGGUUCCGUCCGGAACACAAGGCCGUGGUGGACGAGCGCCAAGCCGCGGCGACCCACGCGCGGGCGAAACUCAAUCAUCUCGAGGAUGUUCGAGAAGCCAAGAUGCGCGAAGCCAAAGCGUACGUCGGUCUCUGGUCGGAUUAUGGGUUGAACGAAGCGCGCACGCGAUUCUGGGCCGCGUUCGAAUCUGGCAAGGUAUUUGCGUCGCGGCAGACGUUUUGGCAAAUGGUGUUUUCCGUGCUCCAGUCCCGAGAAGAAAACAUCAUCAGCCUCAUCUUCCACUGGGCGUUCGUGGCGCUGAUCAACUUUACCUUCGGCCUCAUCGGCAGCCUCUUCUACUUCACGGUGUCUCUUGUCUCGAUGGUGUUCACGUACAACCCCGACCCGCUCAGCGCCGCCGCGUUUGUCGGCCUCGCGCUCCUCGGGGCCGUCGCCGUCGUCGCGUCCUACUUGGUUGGCAUUUACGCCAUGGCCGCCAGUGGCGUGUACGUCGUGGGCAAGUUGGCGGCGCAAAGUGCCAGGAUUCAGUACGACCAGCAACGGGCCACCCCCGCACACCUCCGGCAACGCCCUCAUUACGAGUAACAGUCACAUAAUGCAACACGCAUGUGAGAAAUAUGAUAAGUCGACGAAUAUUCCAGUACAUAACUACAUGUAGCCUUCAUCCAGUCCGAACCUUUGUCUGUUGCUG